ACAGCUGAAAUACUAGCUCGGGUUAAAGGGCGCUGCUGUGUUGUAUACUGUGGCAGUUAGCAUGCUAAAGCUAACCUCUUGUGUGUGACAGUUGCAGUGAAGUAGCAGUUAGCUUAGCGGUUAGCUCAGCUUGUUAGCACCUGGCUUCACACGUAGUGGAACAUCCAUUCUAAUUAGCGGUAUCAUUCUGACCGCCAUGGCCUCUGCUCCUCAUAACUUCUCCUGGGUGGAUCCGGAUAAAGUGGCCGGCCUGGCGCUGCCCAGGAUGCCGUGUGAGUACCGCUACCUGCUGGAGAACAACGUCAAACACCUGGUGUGUCUGUGUGAGAGGAAACCCCCGAACCACGACACCUGUCCGGAGCUGCAGCUGCACCACAUCAAGAUCCAGGACUUCACUCCUCCGACUCCCGCUCAGAUCGACAGAUUCCUCUCCAUCGUGGAGGAGGCCAACGCCAAAGGGGAGGGCGUGGCGGUGCACUGCAUGCACGGUCACGGCAGGACUGGCACGAUGCUCGCCUGCUACCUGGUGAAGACCCAGAAGCUGUCGGGCAUCGACGCCAUCGAAGAGAUCCGGAGACUGAGGAGCGGAUCCAUCGAGACCCACGAGCAGGAGAAAGCUGUGGUGCAGUUCUACCAGCGCACAAAGUAGAUCAAACACCAGAGGUAGCAAAGGUGAGACACUACAGGUGAACAGAGGCAUUAAACCAAACAGACAUCCCCAUCGAGCCCGAACACAUUUGUGUGAAAGAACUCUCAGCUUUCUAAUUAUGUCAUUUCUGUUCUUGUUCUCCAAAUAUUCAGCAAGAUAUUUCACAUAACGUAAUGUCUUUUAUCAAGACUCAAUGCUGAGGAAAAACGCCUUCAAAGUUAGCUGACUGUUUUUAGCUGUUAUUUAAAAAGAGGGCUCAAGGCUUAAUAUUUUAGAGGCAUAGUACCCCUGGCCCUUUAGGUCCCAAGAUACACUUUUUAAUGUAAUAUAAAACAGAAUAAUAAAUAUCCAGAAUUUAAGAAGCUGAAAAUGAAGUAAGACUUUUAAAACUUUGAUCGAAAUAGUUUAAAGUGUAUUUUCUGAUCGCUGAACCCGUCCUUACAAGCUCCAGAACUGAUGUAUCCUCUGAAUAUGGCUAAACAAGCUUUAUACUCUGAAAGCCAAGACUUUGUUUUUGUAAAAGCAACCAAACAUAAAUCCACCAUUAUCUCCGACUGAUAUCGACAGAGUGGGUCACAAAUACACAAAGACAGUAAAGUAAUCUCCUGGAUGUGGAUUUCUUUCCUCUGGUCUCAAAGAAACCACGUUAUAGAAGCAGAACAGUGGAAAACCUGUAGUGUCUCGCCUUAGUAAUCACUACAAAGUGCAAUAAGUGCCUGAAUAAUUUGACUAAAUAACACUUUAUUAUCUACGAAUAAGAAAAUACAGGGACAGGUGAUAAAUCAGCAGAAGGACACCCAGCAGCUAGCUCUUCUACAGUGGAUAUUACGGGGAGUGAUAAACUCUCAGCUCAGCGCGUCAGGACGGGUCUGCGUUUAGGCGCUGGAGGCCGGAGAGAAGAGCCGCUGGCGCUCCUUAAAGGUGAGCCGCUCCGGCGCUUGCUUCACCUCCUCCUGGUUCCUGAGAGCAGAGAAAAAUCAGCGGGAAUACUUGAAUUUAUUUAACGGGAAUCACUUCACGUAAUGGGACGCAAACAGGAGUCUUUAAAAUACACGUAUAGAGUGUGUUUUACUCAGGGAUCAAGAUUAAAACGCUUUGUCUCACACAGAAGUAGAUUAGACUGAAUGUAAGAGUUGGUGUGAUUAUUUAUUUUCUGCACUAAAUGUCUAUGAAAUGGUGAAAGUCACGUUGAGUUUCUCAAAUGCCUUGUUUUGUCAGUCAGAAGUCCAAAAUAUUCACUAAAUAUGACAUUAAACCUCAAAAAUGAAGCAAAUCUCCAGGUUCUUUUCUGCAGGAAAAUGUACCUUUCUUAAACUGCUAUUGAAAUAGAUUAGCAGGUUUUUUCUAUCUGGUGAUAUAACUUGACAUUGCAUGAGUAGAAAUGCUGCAUAAGAUUUAAUUGAAGUCUAAAGAUAUUCUCUUGAAUGUGAUAUAAAACCAAGAAGUCAGCGAAUCCCCAUAAAUGAGUCUGGAAAACAGCUGCACAUGGAGAUUAUUUUCAUUUUAGUUUCAGUUAUUUCCUCCAAUAAUGUCUACGAAAGAGUGAAAAAGUCAAGUGUUAGUUUUGUUAUUUCAAAAGUCCAAACUAUUCACGUUAAAAUGACUUUUAUCAAAGUGGUUUUACAGUUUCUUCUGUUGUCCAUGUGAUAUAACUUGCCUGUGCUGCUUCAGAAGUGCUGCGUAAAUUAAGUGCUGAACUCACUGUUUCUCUGCCACGUUGUCAAAGUCUCGACUCGAUGCGCUUGGUUUUUGUUCUGCGAAAGAAAAGCAUGAAAGUGUUGCUCUAACGAUUCUCUUCUGAAUAAAUAUAAUGAAUAUCUA
Molecule: messenger RNA, 2470 nt
Organism: Eleginops maclovinus (Patagonian blennie)
Lineage: Eukaryota; Metazoa; Chordata; Actinopteri; Perciformes; Eleginopidae
Gene: dusp23b
Product: dual specificity phosphatase 23b
Exons: 3
Coding region: 197-649 (150 amino acids)
Biological process (GO): protein dephosphorylation
Cellular component (GO): cytoplasm
Molecular function (GO): protein tyrosine/serine/threonine phosphatase activity; protein tyrosine phosphatase activity
Source: RefSeq, a predicted model, not a curated record